Molecule: messenger RNA, 1713 nt
Organism: Arvicola amphibius (Eurasian water vole)
Lineage: Eukaryota; Metazoa; Chordata; Mammalia; Rodentia; Cricetidae
Gene: Fzd2
Product: frizzled class receptor 2
Exons: 1
Coding region: 1-1713 (570 amino acids)
Biological process (GO): non-canonical Wnt signaling pathway; canonical Wnt signaling pathway
Cellular component (GO): plasma membrane
Molecular function (GO): Wnt-protein binding; Wnt receptor activity
Source: RefSeq, a predicted model, not a curated record
AUGCGGGCCCGCAGCGCCCUGCCCCGCAGCGCCCUGCCCCGCUUGCUGCUGCCACUGCUGCUGCUGCCGGCCGCCGGGCCGGCCCAGUUUCACGGGGAGAAGGGCAUCUCCAUCCCGGACCACGGCUUCUGCCAGCCCAUCUCCAUCCCGCUGUGCACGGACAUCGCCUACAACCAGACCAUCAUGCCCAACCUUCUUGGCCACACGAACCAGGAGGACGCGGGCCUGGAGGUGCACCAGUUCUACCCGCUGGUGAAGGUGCAGUGCUCGCCCGAGCUGCGUUUCUUCCUGUGCUCCAUGUACGCUCCGGUGUGCACGGUGCUGGAGCAGGCCAUCCCGCCGUGCCGCUCCAUUUGCGAGCGCGCGCGCCAAGGCUGCGAGGCUCUUAUGAACAAGUUCGGCUUCCAGUGGCCCGAGCGCCUCCGCUGCGAGCAUUUCCCGCGUCACGGCGCGGAGCAGAUCUGCGUGGGCCAGAACCACUCCGAGGACGGAGCUCCUGCGCUACUCACCACCGCGCCGCCCUCCGGGCUGCAGCCCGGCGCGGGUGGCACCCCGGGCGGCCCUGGAGGUGGUGGCGCGCCCCCGCGCUACGCCACUCUGGAGCACCCUUUCCACUGUCCCCGCGUCCUCAAAGUGCCGUCCUAUCUCAGCUAUAAGUUUCUGGGUGAACGCGAUUGUGCAGCGCCCUGCGAGCCCGCACGGCCCGACGGCUCCAUGUUCUUCUCGCAGGAGGAGACGCGUUUUGCCCGUCUCUGGAUCCUCACCUGGUCGGUGUUGUGCUGCGCUUCCACGUUUUUCACGGUCACCACCUACUUAGUGGACAUGCAACGCUUUCGCUACCCAGAGCGGCCCAUCAUCUUUCUGUCGGGCUGUUACACCAUGGUGUCGGUGGCCUACAUCGCGGGCUUCGUGCUCCAGGAGCGCGUGGUGUGCAACGAGCGCUUCUCUGAGGACGGUUACCGCACGGUGGUGCAGGGCACUAAGAAAGAGGGCUGCACUAUACUCUUCAUGAUGCUGUACUUCUUCAGCAUGGCCAGCUCCAUCUGGUGGGUGAUUCUGUCCCUCACCUGGUUCCUGGCAGCCGGUAUGAAGUGGGGCCACGAGGCCAUCGAGGCCAAUUCGCAGUACUUCCACCUGGCCGCCUGGGCUGUGCCAGCCGUCAAAACCAUCACCAUCCUGGCCAUGGGCCAGAUCGACGGCGACCUGCUGAGCGGCGUGUGCUUCGUGGGCCUCAACAGCCUGGACCCGCUGCGGGGCUUCGUGCUGGCGCCGCUCUUCGUGUACCUGUUCAUCGGCACAUCCUUCUUGCUGGCCGGCUUCGUGUCACUCUUCCGCAUCCGCACCAUCAUGAAGCAUGACGGCACCAAGACGGAGAAGCUGGAGAGGCUCAUGGUACGCAUCGGCGUCUUCUCGGUGCUCUACACGGUACCGGCCACUAUCGUCAUCGCCUGCUACUUCUACGAGCAGGCCUUCCGCGAGCACUGGGAGCGCUCGUGGGUCAGCCAGCACUGCAAGAGCCUGGCCAUCCCGUGCCCGGCCCACUACACGCCGCGCAUGUCGCCCGACUUCACAGUUUACAUGAUCAAAUACCUCAUGACGCUCAUCGUGGGCAUCACGUCGGGCUUCUGGAUCUGGUCCGGCAAGACGCUGCACUCCUGGAGGAAGUUCUACACGCGUCUCACCAACAGCCGGCAUGGCGAGACCACCGUGUGA